Messenger RNA from Morus notabilis, 1494 nucleotides. RefSeq lists its product as uncharacterized. NCBI's taxonomy places the organism in Eukaryota, Viridiplantae, Streptophyta, Magnoliopsida, Rosales, Moraceae. The transcript is spliced from 13 exons. Gene Ontology annotation, molecular function: LPPG:FO 2-phospho-L-lactate transferase activity. The record is from RefSeq and is a predicted model, not a curated record. Bases 21 to 1415 code for a protein of 464 amino acids.
UUUAGGAAACACGCGGGAAUAUGGCGGACAAUUGGUUGGGUCCCACCCUUUGUCUCUCUAACUCCCUUCUUCUUCCCCUCCACUUUCCCCAAUUUCCCUUCCCUUUUCCUCUCAGACCUCCUUCCAUGGCUUCCUUUCCCUCCUCAAGCCCUAACCAUUGCUGCUCCUCCACCUCCAAUCCCGACCCCGGCCCCUCCCAGCCCUCUCUGCUCGUCUUCUCAGGUGGAACCGCCUUCAAUGGCGUUGUUGAGGAGCUCAAGAAUUUCACCACCCGCGUCGCUCAUGUCCUCCCUGUUUCCGACGACGGAGGAAGCACGGCUGAGAUUGUUCGCGUUCUUGGUGGUCCUGCUGUUGGAGAUAUACGGUCCAGAUGUUUGAGACUGUCUGAUCAGAGUACUUCCGAGGCGCUCGCUGUCCGGAGACUGCUUGGUCAUCGUCUGCCUCUUGAUCCACGUGAAGCCAAAUCAGAAUGGUAUAAUAUUGUGGAAGGAGAACAUCCUAUGUGGAAAGGUGUAUCGAAACCUUACAGGGAAACCAUUCGAGCAUUUCUGGUUUAUUUUCAGAACCAGAUUCUCCGACGUGCUGAUGACUCAUUUUGCUUUAGCCAUGGCAGCAUUGGGAAUUUCUUUUUUGCAGGAGCACGCAUAUUUUUUCAGUCUUUAGAUGCCGCAAUAUUUUUGUAUUCGCGUGUUUCAGAUAUUCCUUCUGAAAGUUUGGUUCUCCCUGUGAUUUCAACCAAUGACAGGCUCACAUUAGGAUGUGAAUUAAUGGAUGGGACCAUAAUACGAGGUCAGAAUGAAAUUUCUCAUCCAACUACUGGAUCUAUGGAACCCAUCAACAAGGCAAGGUCAUUAGUUCCAGGGCUUCCUUCAAGAAUAAAGAGGGUGUUCUACAUGUCAAGUGAGGGAAAAAAUUUACUGCACGAGGUCUUCCCCGCAGCAAACCCAGCUGUCCUCGAGCAGUUGAGUAACGUGGACUGCAUUGUUUAUGCUAUGGGAUCUCUCUUUACAUCCAUCUGUCCAUCCCUGGUAUUAAUCGGCAUUGGGGAGGUCAUAUCUUCAAGGUUCUGUCCCAAGGUAUUUUUGUUGAAUGGCACCGAUGAUCGAGAAACAAGUGGCUUCUCAGCUUCUUGCUUUGUAACUGCUAUUACAGAUGCACUUAAUCGAACGUAUGGAGAUCAUCAUAAUUGCCUGGAAAACCUUCCCAGUCAAUACAUCAAUACCAUUUUAGUACCCAGAGAUGGAGAAAUUCCUGUAGACGUUGAAAACUUGGCUGCUCAAGGAAUCUUGGAUGUGAUCCUUGUCAAUUCUAUACACGAUCCGAAAGUUGGUGUUAUAUUUGAUCCGAAGUCAUUAAUAGACGCACUCGCAGAAGUGAUAGGCAGAUAUAUGAGCAAAACUGAUACAGUGGCUUAAAUGCCUACGAAUGAUGUUGAAGAACAAACAUCAGUAAAUGCCAAUGGUCAAGUGGCUAUUGAUCAUUUGUGCUCGUCAG